AUGCCUCGAGAGCCACCACCCUGGCGAGGUGUGCGCACCAUCAUCGAUGGAAAGAGGGCAAAGCUUAUCCUCGACAACGACAAGGUCAUCGCCGAUGCGGUCGGAAAGUUCAAAGGUGGUGGCUACUUCGACAGCAACCAGAAACCCAAAGGCGAAUGGGUGAUCGCCACCGUUCGGAACCGCGGAACACUGCCUUGGUAUGAUAGCGAGUUUCACCCUUCCAGGUCCGUACAUCAAUCAAUGCAUGUGCACCACACAAAAACGUCCUAUGACAAUCCGGCUCCAGAGCGGUUGCUGGUCGGUUACUCUAGGUAUACGCUGAAGCCUGUUCUCGCGAGCGCGGAAGCUAAUGCUACCGACCUUGACCUGGAGGUUGAUGGCCUUUCGGGUUUGGAUCUCGAAGUUGACUUUGAGGGGCCACUUCGUGAUUAUGAAGUCAUUCUUCAUCAUGAUCUCACCGUACCCGAGAACCUUCGUGCGCUGAAACGACUUUUGAUCAAGAAGGAUUGGGAGACGGCGUUUGCUGGUGGAGACAUUACUGUCGAGGCCGCAAAGUCCCUGGCCCAGGAAUCCGCUCAGUCGCUCUAUCAUGGGCGCCCUCCUGUCGUUGUGGCACGCAUCAAGCCACCAACAACUCGUCAAGUCCCUUUCCACAAGAAGCCCGACCUCGGCCAAUGCCUCAAUCCUGAUCAACUCCAUGGACUCCAUUAUCGCCGUUUCCAAGGAGUCCUUCCCACUGUCCUGCAACAUCACUCCUUUAAUUUUGCACCCUGCAACUUUACAUACAAAGCGCCUUACAUUUCCAACAUGAGAUACCCAUUCAGACUCUACUUAGACCUUGCUGGUUUCGCUAAAGCUCAUCCCCUUGAGAAGCUCAAUGCUUCGGUAAUUCUCUUCGCUGUUCAACUCUGGGUCGAUAUUAUAGCAAGCCCUACCAAGUGCAAGGAACCAUAUGCUGAAGAGCGAGUUCCAGAGAUUUCACUGGCGGUAUUUCUUAUCUACUUCGAGCACUGGCUCAAGGUUCACGAGUAUCUUCAGUGUAUCGCCUACAUUCAUCCUUUUCGAUUUAUCGACCACAUGUACGCCGGGGAUAUCUUGAGACGCGAUGUUCACAUCUCCAAGUCCAGUAUUGAUUCAAACCGAGUGCGCUAUCUUGUCUACGAAGCUAAAGCGAUCGAUCCAGGCAUUUCUGUCGACGAACGCAUGGAUCUUUACCCUUUCAUGGUCAAUGGGACUAGCAUGGUGCAGCCCCAGUGCUUAUCUGAAAAGUUUCGCAUGUCUCCGCCUAAACAAGCAUUGCUUGGGAUGCCUAAUCCGUGGAUUCUAAGCCACACGCCAUGGGACGACAUCUCUAUUCGGAAGUAG
Molecule: messenger RNA, 1365 nt
Organism: Fusarium verticillioides 7600
Lineage: Eukaryota; Fungi; Ascomycota; Sordariomycetes; Hypocreales; Nectriaceae
Exons: 1
Coding region: 1-1365 (454 amino acids)
Source: RefSeq, a predicted model, not a curated record